UUAAUGGUCUGACGGAGCUUGCUGCGCUGCGCCCCGGUACAACUACACACACCGGUGGUGACUCGUCACUCCGCGCAGAAAGAUGGCUGCGGUGGCGCGGACCCCAGUCGGGGAAGGGAUUCGGAUAGUUGUCCUGUGUGUGUUUUGGUACACGGUGAGCUCCGGGGGCAACGUAAUUAACAAAAUAAUCCUCAACGGAUUCCCGUAUCCCGUCACGGUCUCUCUGUUCCACAUCAUCUCUGUUGUCGUCUUCCUCCCGCCGCUGUUGAGGGCAUGGGGAGUCCCCAAAACUGAACUGCCGACCAGGUACUACCGGUGGUACAUCCUCCCGUUGGCUUUCGGAAAAUACUUCGCGUCCGUUUCGGCUCACUUCAGCAUAUGGAAGGUGCCCGUUUCGUAUGCACACACAGUCAAAGCCACAAUGCCGAUAUGGGUGGUGCUGCUGUCGAGAAUUAUAAUGAGGGAGAAGCAAACUACAAAGGUCUACGUGUCGCUGAUCCCGAUCAUCGGCGGCGUGCUGCUGGCCACCGUCACCGAGCUUUCCUUUGACGUUUCAGGAUUAAUCAGCGCCCUCGCCGCCACGCUCUGCUUCUCCCUGCAGAACAUCUUCUCCAAAAAGGUGCUGCGUGACACAGGUGUGCAUCACCUGAGGCUCCUGAACGUCCUGGGCUUCAACGCCAUGUUCUUCAUGGUUCCCACCUGGGUUCUGGUGGAUUUCUCUGUGUUUCUUGUGAACGGGGAUCUGUCGGAUAUUUCGGAACGGACCGGCACCCUCUUCCUCCUCCUCAUCAGCGGCUUCUGUAAUUUUGCCCAGAACGUCAUCGCUUUCAGUAUUCUGAACCUCGUCAGCCCUCUCAGCUACGCCGUCGCCAACGCCACCAAGAGGAUUAUGGUCAUCAGUAUAUCUUUGCUGAUGUUGCGCAACCCGGUCACGCUCACCAACGUGCUGGGAAUGAUGACGGCCAUUCUCGGGGUCUUCCUCUACAACAAGGCUAAGUACGACGCCAACAAGCAGAAGAAGAAGCUGCCCACCAGCACGCAGGACCUGCUGUCCUUUGACAACCCGGUGCUGGAGAAGACGCAGGCGAACGGGUCGGGGCCUUUCUACGGCUCCGAACAGCAGCAGAACUGGAACAACGUUCUGACCGACCAUUUCCAGUACAGCCGGCAGGCCUACACGGCAAACCACAGCAGCAACCACCAGUUCGUGGUGUAACGGAGGCGCUCGGGCCUCGCAGCAGCGGGUUCCCUCUCCCGCUCCGGACUGAGACUGAAGGCAAGUGCUCUUUGUCCAGGAUUUAAAAAAAAAAAAAAAAAGAGAGAGAGAGAGACGAGCCGAUUGUGACGUGCCAGAGGCCAGAGAAGUUUCCUCUCCCGCGUCCCUCCAUGUCUGGACGGCAUGUUUUUUUUACAGCCUUGCUGCUCGUUUUUAUUUAUUAAAAUGCUGAAACAAAAUCAGCAGCUUCAGACAUUUUGACGAGAGAUCGAGCCGCAAUAUUCAGACACAACAAUGUGCCGCAGUUUGAAAACGUCUAGUUUGUCUUCCACAAGUAGCCGCUGGUUGUCGUUAGAAAGAGAGAUGCAGCGAUCCGUCUCUAAAAAAAUGACAAUUAUUCCCAACAGAUGAGUCAGAUGAGUUUCUAACUCAUCUGAUUUCUACUAAACUCAAAAAAGUGCAUAAUAACAUAUAUACAGUUGGGAGUUCAUAGUUUUGAUUCAUUUUCUCAGAGCUGAUGAAGGAAAAUAGACGUAGCUAAUCCCUGUCAGAUUGAUCAUCUCUAAUCUGGAAAACUUUCACCCAACACCUGAAAUCCGUCAUGUUGCAUCUCUAACCAACUUGGAUUUUUAUCUUUAGGGUUGUCGUUUUUCUUCUUGAGGCAUUUGUUUUAUGAGGAGAAACAAACCGUCUUCAGUGAAUAUUCCUUAAAAAAUGGAGGCAGAUUAUAUUUUAGCGUUGACUCUUGUUAUGAUUUAAGCUAAGCUACGUUUACGUUGCUGAAAUGAGCCGUGUACAGUCCAGUUUGGAUUCACACGUUUCCAAACGUACAGGAACAUUUAAGGUGUUUUUGGUCUAAAGGUGGGUUUUAGUUUCCUGGUUUAAAGUCUUGUUUUCAACAGAUGAUGCUUUUCUCUUCUCUCCCCUAAUUCCUGGCUCAGCUGUUUACCUGUUCAGGUCAAAAAGAAAGAAGCCAGGUGUGAAUUUCAGUUCAUCUGUUGUUUAGAAACAGACGUUUUAGUUUCUGAUCAUUUUUGUGGGGUAUUUUUUGUUCUUUAUAAACAUGCCUUUAGGAAAAUACUAAAGUGUGGUCAAAAAAUAUUUUCUAAAUAAUGUGGAGCGUUUAGAGGAAAGCGUAUCUUUAACAAACUUUAGUUUCUGAAAGGCUGAAGGUACGAGACGUAAACUCCAUUUGAUUUAUGCCUCCAGCGUCAUUCAUGCAAGUGCCUGAUGAAGAAAAAUAACUAAAAAUAAAACAAGGUGUUCUGUUUGUUUUUCAUUGUCUCUGGGCAAACGUUGAUGCUUGUAAAUAUUCCCACAACCAGAAUAGUUUGAGCUGCAUUUUAAAUAAGAAUCAAAACCCUGCUGAUCGAUCACAAAGGGAUGCUUGGGAACGCAGCGCGUUUACAGCUUUAAGUGGAGAGUGAGGCCAAAGGUCAGUGACCUCUCACCCAUCUGUCCUGUCCCCCUGUUGAGCAAAGAUGUCACAACUUGUUGUCCAGAUGUGUCGUCGUAAAACGUAGAUCACCGGUUUCUAGAAAGGCCCUGUGAUGUGCCUUUUGGUUUAGCAAACGUAAAGAAUGAAAACAAAAUUUUAACGGUUAUGGAUGCAGAAAAUAAUUUAAAGUAUUACCGCGUUUCUUUUUUAUAUUUUAUUGGAGUUUGUUAACACCAGUUGGACUUAUUUUUCUUUAAACCCUGAACUAAAGCUGCUUUGGGAUGUCUUAUGUUACUUAAUCUUUUUUUUUCCUACAGUAAUCUGCGUCAAUUUUGCACAUUUCAAAACAACAAUGUGAUUUUUGUUUAUUGAAAUUAGUGCAGAUAUUAGUCACCAAAAGGACUCGCCAUCCAUAAAAAAUGAAAAUGAAUUGCUUUCUAAAUUAAUCUGUGCAGGUGGAUCUUAAUAAAUUAAACUAUUAUAAAACGUUUCUGAAUUGAGUUUUUAAUUGGUCUAAUUUUCUAAAAUAUUGAAUUUUGGGUUUUAGUGGAAAACCAAAAUCUACUCAAUUAGCCAAAAUGAUUCUGCAUGUAAUGAAUCUUUACCUAGGUCGAGCUUUGUUUGUUAAAAUGAAAUAUUGUUUUAUAUUUUUAAUUUAUUGACAUUCACCUGUAAUAUCGAUCAUUCUUAAGGACUGCAGUGUCAGGACAGCUGAUGUUUCAUAAAAGGUGCAGACAUUUUUUAUUUUAGAUUUUUGCAGAUUUUUCUGUAUUGUUUCCUCAGAUAUUUGUUUUCAUUUAUUCUUCAGGUUUGUUACAUGAAUGGCAUUUAACAGACUGAAGUGGAAAGAAGCAUUCAGUAAGGAUUUAUGGGUAAUGUAGUUCUUACAAGCUGUUUAGAAAAACUAAAUAUUGGCACAGAAACGCCAGGAGGGGAAAAAAUCUAUCUGUAAUGGCAUUUCUGUUUAUGUUUCACAUUUGAGCCAAUGUUUUGUUCAAUUUACUAAAAUCCUAAUUGUUUAAAAUUAAAGCAUAGACUUUCAGAGCAUCAAAAAACAUGUCUGAAUUGAUUCGUAAUCUGACCAAAUUAGCAUUUAUGACUUCAAAGAAUUGAACCAGGAAAUAAUUAAAUAUUCACCUCAUCAAGCUGUUGUACUUCAGUGUCCUACAUGUUUUGAUUUGCCAGAUUUCCUCUUUAUUGAAAAUUUACUUUUAGCUCCUCAACACAAAAUACCUCCAGCUUUCUGUCUUUGCAACAAUUUCACCUUUUUCAGGAUCAGUAAUAAAUCAGUUCUACAAUGCAGAACACAUAAUCUAGUCAUAAAGAUGUGGUUAAUUAUGUCCAGAGAGAGCUAGAAUGUAAGUUUCACAAAAUAUUAUUAUACAACAGUUUAAUAAUGUCAAAAUUGGGUGAUUAGUCUGACCAAACUCAACAAAACCUAAGAGUGUUCAUCAUUUACCAAAUUGUAAAUGUUUAUCCAAAAUGUUUGGAUGUGAAGAAGGUAUUGGAUUCAUUUGAAAGAAACGACUCUGAAUACGACGGCAAAAUGCUGAUUAGUUUAUUUUCUUCAUGUUUCUUUGUGUUUUUAACAUUUUGUGUUGGUGCAUCACAGAAUGAAGGCCUUGAUUGCAGGUUGCUGAGAUGUAAAAAGACUGUAUUGUUAUUUUCUUCAUGUAUAUAAACCUACAUGGAAAAUGUAAAAGCAUUUUUUGGUGCGCUGUAAAGCUUUUUUCACUGGGCUGUAAAGGAUAAAGAGUAAUAAGGGGAUAUCUCUUUGUAAAAGUUGUAUACUGAUUAUUUUUGUUGUCUUUAAUGGAUCUCGAAAUAGCAUUUGUAUGUAAACUAUGUUUAUAGAUUUUUAUUUAUGGUGUCAUGGUACAAACUGUACAGACGUGCAGCAAUGCACAGUCUUGUCUGCUUAUGUUUGGUAAAUAUUUUUAAAUGUUGGGGAGAAUAAAUCAAUUCUGAAAUACUAAAAA
This is a messenger RNA of Poecilia reticulata (guppy), 4633 nucleotides long. It is a transcript of the gene slc35e1, whose product is annotated as solute carrier family 35 member E1. Lineage: Eukaryota; Metazoa; Chordata; Actinopteri; Cyprinodontiformes; Poeciliidae. The record is from RefSeq and is a predicted model, not a curated record.